CUCAAACGCAUUGCCCAUCGUCAAUGAGCUAUCAAUGUUAUGUAAUUACGCAUCAUCACGGAAACUUGAAGAAGCAGAAUGUCCUUAUAAUUAAGCCAACAAACGGGAUUCAACCUGUCCAAGACUUCGCAAGGCGCUGCCCUCUGCCCUUCACGCUUCAAACACCGCCACAAGAUUCGGUGCGAAUGAAAACUCGAUGAAUGGAACAACAUGAAUCCAACCAAACUUGGACACUCUUUCUCACAAAACACAAAACCAUCCUCACAACAAAUCAAUCAAAGCCAUCCAGCCAACCAAUACGAGAAAACCAACCCAAACAGAAUAAGAAACUACCAUGACUUCUACUUCUCCAAAGGCAGCAGAGAAAAGGAAUGAGCUCAUUCGCUUGGAGGUCCUGGCGGAAACAAUGGAAGAGAAGAUGUUUCGCGCCAAUCUGGUUCAUGAUCAUUUCCACAUGUUGCGGCAAGUUCCCAGAUCAUUCUUUGGAAGUGAUGUGGUCACUAUGUUGAGGGCAAUCCUUCAAAUGCAGGAUGACAGCACACCCUUUAUAACACGCGAUCAAGCACUUCAAGUUGGUCGCCAAAUCGAGACAGAGUUCCAGUUCUUUUCCCACGUCGACAAUCACACUCACUCCAAGAAAAAGAAGAAGAACAAGAAGGAGGGCACCAUAAAGAUCUUGCAAGACAGCAACAAAGACCUUUACCAAUUCCAUCACAACCUUCCAGUGCAAGUCCACAAGACGAAGAAAAAGUACCCUGGUUUGUGGGACAAGGCACACUUCUUGGAAGCGCACUUGGAGUUCAAUGCUCAACAACAAGAACAAUGGGGACUCGUGACGAUGCGUAAAACAAUCCAUCAGAAUGGCUUUGUCGCCAAAGAGGCUGUGGACUGUCUGAUGGACCACAAGAUGGUCCGUUCGCGUGGAGAAGCCGUCUACGUGAUGAACAAGCUGAUUGAGCGCAUCCACUUUUGUCGGGCAUUCCAAAAGUCAGGUAACAAUGAGUUCCAAGACGACUGUCAGAUCUAUCAGCUCAUCCCUUUGGAUCAACGGAACCCUGAGCCCAAGAUGCGCUCCACCCGCAAACCCCGCAAAACAGAGUCGUUGUCCUUGUCACCCAGACCCAAGAAGAGGGACACUGCCUUCAGCAGCAUUGAUGAAUCGUUGAGGACUGCCAGUAGCAGUGGAUCCUCCAAGGCAAUUAUCAAGGACAAGGCCUAUUUUAAAGAUCGAGUGAGCAUUGUUCGAAGUGGAGUGAGUGCGUAUCAUGCACAAAGAAAGGCCAUGGUACCCAAGACCGCUUAG
Molecule: messenger RNA, 1303 nt
Organism: Seminavis robusta
Lineage: Eukaryota; Bacillariophyta; Bacillariophyceae; Naviculales; Naviculaceae
Source: the annotation of a GenBank genome assembly